GUUUAGGGAGCCGUUUUCGAGCUCAUUUCGAGCCGAACGGGCUGGCUCGCGGCUGGAUUGCCACCCCUGGCGAGCUUCCUUUACCCCGCUCUUCAAAACCCUGCCCCCAAAACCCUAAUCGCUCCACCCCUCUCGUCGAUCUCCAUUGGAGCUCAAUCCCCCAUCGUCUCCGUGUUUCUCUAGGGUUUUAAGGGUGGUGGUUUUUAAGCAAGGGGGGAAGAGGAGAGGUGGACGAUGAACUUUAGGAACGUUAGGGCACCCAAUGUCCCGGGAUCGGGGGGUGCGGCGACGCUGCUCAAGGUGGCGCUCUUCGGCGGCUCCGCCGUGUACGCCGCCCUCAACAGCCUCUUCAACGUCGAGGGAGGCCACCGCGCCAUCGUCUUCAACCGCAUCCAGGGCAUCAAGGACAAGGUGUACCCCGAAGGAACGCAUUUGAUGAUACCGUGGUUUGAGAGGCCAAUCAUAUAUGAUGUUCGUGCUCGUCCCCAUCUUGUUGAGAGUACUUCUGGAAGUCGUGACCUGCAGAUGGUGAAAAUUGGCCUUAGAGUCCUUACAAGACCUCUACCAGAGAGGCUGCCUACUAUAUACAGAACCCUUGGCCAGAACUAUAAUGAGAGAGUCCUGCCUUCUAUUAUUCACGAGACGUUGAAAGCUGUUGUUGCUCAAUACAAUGCCAGCCAGCUCAUCACGCAAAGAGAGACUGUUAGCAGGGAAAUACGGAAAAUAUUGACAGAGAGGGCCCAUAACUUCAAUAUUGCGCUGGAUGAUGUGUCCAUCACGAGCCUUAGCUUUGGGAAGGAAUUUACUCAUGCAAUUGAAGCUAAACAGGUUGCUGCACAAGACGCUGAGCGUGCCAAGUUCAUUGUUGAGAAAGCAGAGCAAGACAAGAAAAGUGCAGUUAUCAGGGCUCAGGGCGAGGCAAAAAGUGCCGAGCUUAUCGGCAAGGCUAUCGCAAACAACCCGGCGUUUCUCGCUCUGAGGCAGAUCGAAGCUGCGCGAGAAAUAUCCCACAUGCUUUCCAACUCCACCAACAAGGUUUUCUUGGACUCCAGUGAAUUGCUGUUGAACCUGCAGAAGAUAAAUGUUCAAAGCCCACUCAAGCAGAAGUGAGAGCUCCAUUUUAUCCUCCUGUUUUUCCAGUUCCGACGAACGGAAUUCAGUUGGAAGAGUAAAUCAGUUUGUAUCUUCCAUCAAGGCUGGAGUUUCAGCAUGCUAUCAGCCUUUUUGUUUUCCGGUGCAGAGUUUCAAAAUCCGUUCUGGUAGCAAAUUUGCGGAAAAAUAUUUCUGCUGCAAGGAUUUAAGUGCCCAUCGGCACAGUCUGUGCCUACGGUCUCGUACCGUGUCGAUAAAGUAUCAUCACGAUAUGAUUUUUAUGCUGAUAGCAUGGCUCAAGACAUUCCCUUAUUUUGUAUCAAAUUAGCUAGUAGCUGCUAAUGAAAGUGCAAAGAAUUUGAUAAAAA
Molecule: messenger RNA, 1460 nt
Organism: Ananas comosus (pineapple)
Lineage: Eukaryota; Viridiplantae; Streptophyta; Magnoliopsida; Poales; Bromeliaceae
Product: prohibitin-1, mitochondrial-like
Exons: 5
Coding region: 235-1110 (291 amino acids)
Biological process (GO): mitochondrion organization
Cellular component (GO): membrane; mitochondrion
Source: RefSeq, a predicted model, not a curated record